AUCCAAAAGCCCUGGCCGCCAUCUUCUCCCUCCAAACUCCGCGGCCCGUCGCUAUAAAUACCCCCCAACUCCCCUUCUUCUUCCGACCAUCUUCGAUUCCCUCCUCAGUUAUUUCUUCCUCUUCUUUCUCUGCAGGAAAAAAGAAAAACCGAUCACACGGCCAUCGCUUCAAUAACAUACUCUUUGUCUUUCACACCCGUUAUCAUUUCCUUCUGCACCCCCCUCAUGGACUGGUCGAGGAGUCGUGUUCCUCUCCCCGCAUUUGCGGCAUUCGCAUGCUGCCUACUUGUGAUGAUGUUGGGUGGUUCCGUCGUCCCCGUGGAAGCGUCCCAUGAGAUCUACCCCGAGCUUCAGUCCGUUAGCGUAACCAACAUUAAGAAAGUGCACCGCACGGGAUACCAUUUCCAGCCUCCCAAGCACUGGAUCAACGAUCCAAAUGGACCGAUGGUCUACAAGGGAAUAUAUCAUCUCUUCUACCAGUACAACCCCAAGGGGGCAGUAUGGGGCAACAUUAUCUGGGCCCACUCCGUCUCUAGGGACCUCGUCAACUGGAAGGCCCUCGAGCCGGCAAUAUACCCCUCCAAGCACUUCGACAUCGGGGGCUGCUGGUCCGGCUCUGCCACCAUCCUACCUGGGGACCGCCCUGUGAUCCUCUACACCGGCCUUGACAAAGAUGCAAUUGAGAUGCAAAACUACGCGAUUCCGUCGGACUUGACUGACCCUUACCUUCGUCACUGGACCAAGCCCGAUGACAACCCACUCAUAUAUCCAACUGAGGGCAUCAAUGCCAGCGCCUUCCGCGACCCCACCACCGCCUGGUUCUCUGGCGGCUACUGGAAGACAGUAAUUGGGAGCCGCCACAGGCGCCGUGGAAUUGCCCACCUCUACCGGAGCAAGGAUUUCCUCCACUGGGUCAAGGCCAAGCACCCCUUGCACUCAGUUCCGAACACAGGGAAUUGGGAGUGCCCUGAUUUCUUUCCAGUCCUGAAGGAGGGCAAGAACGGGUUGGACACUUCGUCAUUGGGAGAAAAUGUGAGGCACAUCCUGAAGGUGAGUUUAGAUGAGACGAGGUACGAGUACUAUACCAUUGGGACCUACGAUCCAAAGAUGGACAAGUACAUCCCCGACAACACCUCGGCAGAUGGGUGGGAUGGGCUGAGGUUGGACUAUGGAAACUUCUAUGCCUCCAAGACAUUCUUCGAUUCAAACAAGAACAGGAGGAUUUUGUGGGGUUGGGCUAAUGAGUCUGAUCCAAAAGAAAAUGACACCGCUAAAGGAUGGUCUGGGAUUCAGACGAUUCCAAGGACCAUGUGGCUCGACAGCAAUGGAAAGCAGCUCAUGCAUUGGCCUAUAGAAGAAAUUGAGAUGCUGCGAGGCAACAAGGUUGAGCUAGGCAAGACCACGCUUAAAAAGGGUGAACACGUCGAAGUGAAGGGAAUUACAGCUGCUCAGGCCGAUGUGGAGGUUGUGUUCUCGUUCUCAGAUCUCAAUGUAGCCGAGAAAUUCAACCCGAGCUGGGGAGCUGCCCACACCAUAUGUGCACAGAAAGGCUCGAACGUCCCAGGAGGGGUGGGCCCAUUCGGAAUCAUGACUCUGGCAACAGAGGAUUUCUACGAGUACACCCCAGUCUUCUUCAGGAUCUUCAAGGUCAAGAAUAAUAUGCAUAAAGUCGUUCUCUGCUCCGAUGCUAGGCCCUCUUCUUACGCGCCAGGCCUGUAUAAACCAGCAUUUGCUGGAUUCGUAGACGUGAACGUUACCAACGGCAAGCUUUCCCUCAGGAGCCUGAUCGAUAACUCGGUGGUGGAGAGCUUCGGGGCAGGAGGGAAGACUUGCAUCACCUCCAGGGUCUACCCGCAGAAAGCAAUCUAUGACAACGCUCACCUCUUCGCCUUCAACAAUGGGAUGGCGGUCAUCACGGUAGAGAAGCUGACCGCAUGGAGCAUGAAGAACGCGAACAGGAACGUCAGAGGCAGGAUCUAGUGCUUGCUUAGUUAGUAGCACGUAGGUUCUUUUGGGCUAUUUAGCAUUUACAUAGAAUGUUUUCGUCUGUCAGAAAGAAGAGUGAACCCUCCUUGUAAAUACAGGUCUCCCAUUAGCCAAUAGAGAGGAUCGUCCUAUCAGCCUGAAUUGCGAUUUGUUCCUCUUGCUCUAGAUAUCGAAUUUCACUUGCACGUGAGGGUAUGUAUCAUAUAUGCCAAUAAAACUCAACUUAGCUCAACAUGCUAUUGUCAGCUUGGAA
Molecule: messenger RNA, 2239 nt
Organism: Punica granatum (pomegranate)
Lineage: Eukaryota; Viridiplantae; Streptophyta; Magnoliopsida; Myrtales; Lythraceae
Source: RefSeq, a predicted model, not a curated record